UAUAUUAAUUAUAUUUAUUUAGUAAAUCUAGAUAUCUCAUCUGUUCUAGCCUAGAAAUAGAAAUUAAAAUCCAUAUGUACAAUAUUGAAUAUUCUCAGACUCAGUCAGUCAAGUUCUUAAAUCUUAUCUUAGGUAACAAUAAUAAAUAAGGUGAUACAAACUUGUUCUUGUAAAAAGAAUGACCUUACUUGAGAUAGAUGGAGUCCAAGUAAAUUUUCCCUUCACACCAUAUCCAUGUCAGGUGGAGUACAUGAGCAAGGUGCUCACUUGUCUUCAAAAGAAUCAAAACGGUGUACUAGAGAGUCCUACUGGGACAGGAAAAACAUUGUCUUUGUUAUGUGCCUCUCUGGCCUGGCAGGAGAGCAGACGAGCUCAAGUAGAAUUAAAUAAACAGCUUGGCAUUGCCUCAGCAUUAUCAUCUAAUGAAAAUAUCAGCAAUCAAACUCUGGAAAAACUAACUGCAAGUUUGCACACAGCAACUGGUGCAUCAUGGGGCUCUGAUGAGUUUCUUGUUCCAAGAAUAAUAUAUGCAUCAAGGACUCACUCUCAACUUUCACAAGCAGUCCAGGAGUUGAAAAGAACUGCAUAUAACAGUGUUAAGUCAUCAGUCAUAGCUUCAAGGGAACAACUAUGUAUUCAUCAGCAAGUGCAGAAGCUUACCAACAAUGCAGCAAAAGUGCAAAUGUGUAGAAUCAAAGUGGGUGCCAGACAAUGCCAUUUUUACAACAAUAUUGAAGAAUUUAAAAAGAAAAGUGAUACUCGCAAAGUUAUUGGGAAUGUUGUUGAUAUUGAAGACAUAAUUAAAAUUGGUCACAAAACAAAAACUUGUCCUUAUUACAUGGCAAGAGAAUUGAAAUCAGAUUCUGAUAUUGUUUUUAUGCCAUACAAUUAUUUAUUGGAUAACAAGUCUAGGAAAGCACAUGGUGUUGAGUUACAGGGAAGCAUAAUCAUCUUUGAUGAAGCCCAUAAUUUGGAAAAGAUUUGUGAAGAGUCAUCAUCCUUUGAUCUGAGCUCUCUUGAUUUGGCGACAGCUAUUGAAGAAACCACAAAGUUAGCAGAGAAAGUAGCUGAAAUGUGUACAAGUGAAGCUGCUCUAUCCCAGGGUGAAGAUUCUGCUUUAAUUCCAGAGUUCAAUUUGGAAGAUGUUAUCAGGUUAAAAAAAAUGUUUUUAGACAUUGAAGAGAAGCUUGACAAAAUUGAAAUUCCGUCAUCAGAUGGGAAGACUUUGCCAGGAAUGUUUAUAUUUGAGUUCUUGUCUGAGGUUAAUAUUACUUGGUCAACAAAAAAUGUUGUGCUAGAUGUUCUGGAUAAAAUGAUAACUUUUCUUGCUAAUGAAGAUGGCAGUUCUCUCCUUCACACUAAAGGUGCUGGGCUUUCAAAAUUCUCAGAUUGUUUGAAGAUUGUGUUUAGUCAAGAACCCAGAGAAGCUUUGUCAUUAUCUUCUCAUCAAAAACAUUUGUCUCAACAUUUCAAAGUUCAUAUACAAAAGAAAAACCCAAACAAUCAAUUUAAAAAAAAGAUUGAUUCUUGGGCAUCCAAUGCAAAUGCAGAUAAAAAAGAACUGGUCCUAAGCUACUGGUGUUUUAGCCCAGGCCACACAAUGAAAGACCUUGUCGCCCAUGGUGUGAAGGUUAUCAUUUUAACCAGUGGAACAUUGUCUCCUCUAGAAUCGUUUACACUGGAGAUGCAAAUCCCCUUCCCUGUUCAACUUGAAAACCCACAUGUCAUCCAGAAAAGCCAAGUGUGGCUUGGUAUUCUUUGUAAAGGCCCAGAUGGGGCCAUUCUAAAUUCUGAAUAUAAAAACAGAUCAACUGAUGAAUAUAAGAAAUCCCUUGGCAAUACAAUAGUGAACUUUGCUAGGAUUGUCCCUAAUGGUUUGCUGGUGUUUUUUCCUUCCUACCCAGUGAUGGAGAGUUGUAUAGAGAAAUGGAAGAUGACAAAUCAGUGGAAUGUUAUCUCACAGUACAAGCCUGUUGUGGUCGAGCCAAAGGGUAAAGCUGCAUUUACUGAGGUAAUGGAUGAGUUUUAUACUAAAAUCAAUGACCCAACUUUAAAUGGAAGCAUUUUUAUGGCUGUCUGCAGAGGAAAGGUUAGUGAAGGCUUAGAUUUUGCUGAUAUCAAUGGACGUGCUGUGAUAAUUACUGGUUUGCCAUACCCUCCUAAGUUCGAUGCUAAAGUCCGUUUAAAGAUGGAGUUUUUGAAAGAAAAUAAACAAAACCUUAAGGGAUUGGAUGGAAAUAUGUGGUACUGUCAGCAGGCAACUAGAGCAGUCAAUCAAGCCAUAGGUCGUGUCAUCAGGCACAAUAAAGACUACGGUGCCAUUGUGCUAUGUGAUACCAGAUUUUCCUCCUUUGACAGUAAGAAAUCUUUGCCACUGUGGGUGAGAGACCAGGCCCAAGUUUUCAGCAACUUUGGGUUAGCCCUAAAGGACGUCAUCAAAUUUUUCAAAGAAGCUGAAAAAAAUUUUCCCACCCCAUUACAGAAGCCUCACAUACCCAGAGCAAACCACAGCAGUGAAGACACCAGUAUUGUCAGCGGGGCCUGUUUUGAGCCUAGUUUUUCUAGAAAAUCACAAGGUCGACCUCACUUACCAAUCACCUAUGAGAGAGCUUGUGAUGUUGCCUGUCAUAUCCCUGGUCUAAGCAAAACAACAGAUGAACCAGAUUCCAUUUGCAAGGAAUAUAGUCAGCAGAGGUCAGGGGUUACAUUCAGCAAGAAAAGAUCUUUACUAGAAGCCUUAGAGUCAGCUGAGGAAAAAGCAAAUGAAGAUGUUAGUAAAAAUGGAACAAGCUCUGCAUCAGAGUUUUUACCACCUCAGCCAAUUAAGAGAAAACUUCCAGGAAAGCAAAAGAAAAUCAAACUCAAGCCAUCCCCCUCAACAGAAGUGAUCAUCUCUAACUCUGAGACUGAAGCAAAAGCCAAAGUUGGUGAGAUGAAGAACAAGAUGGUGGUCGAGUCCUCACAAAACUAUGUUGCCGAGGUCAAGUCUGUGUUGACCGCAGAUGAGUACAAAAAGUUUUCAGAGACUCUGGUCAACUAUAAAAAAGACCGCCAGAUUCACUCUGUAGUGCCGGUGCUUGCUGACCUUUUCACAGUUUCACAACAAAAAUACCACCUUUUUCAGAAGUUUUUUAGAUUUGUUCGACAAGAAGACAAACAGUAUUAUGCACGGACAUGCUUUGAGAUAACAGGCCUGAAGUGCAGCACACAAUCAUCUUUCCUUGACCUUCACAAGCGGCCGCAUUCAACGCAGGUCAAUUUUACUCAGGUCAAAACAUUUAAAAAAGAUGAGCAAAUGACAGGACAGGCAGUAGCAGAAUGUAGCCACAGAGGUGUCACCCAGUCAGUGUUUGACAGAUCAAGUCUACAAGCAGAAAUGACAGCCAGCUGGUCUGGUCAGUCAGCCAGCAGGACUGGUCAGUCAACCAGCAGUACUGGUCAGUUAACCAGUUCAUCUGGAGCUGAGAGAAAAGAGUUCCGAGGCUUCCUCCCUCAUUACAAAAACACUGUCAACUUAACCCUGCUAAAAAUGCAAGAAGACGGCCAAGUUGUAAUGCGGUCAAAACGCCUGAGUCAGAAGUCUGCCGCCACGCAGGAAGGCCACACCCUGUGGAGCUCUGACAGAAAGAACCUACCGCAGUUUGUGCAUGAUGACAGAAAACAUUACCACGAGCUGGUCAGGAAAGGUUUCAUUGAUCCACAAGAAGACAUUUUUACCCCGGAUAUGUUUGUCUACCCCAGGACUUGGGAGGAGGCAAGGGCGGGGCUCAGGCGAGAGUUUGAAGCUUUUACGACAGACAACACCAUCUUCUCUACAUGUCUAUUGUGUAGCAAGCCACCAGAGAAUGGUCUAAGACAUGAGUGUGGCGCCAUCUGUUGUUUUCUGUGUUGGAAGAGUCAGGUCUUUGAGGGACCUGAGGACAGGAAAUGUCCGUACCCUCAUUGUGGUGCCAGAGUCAAGAGGAAACACCUGAGACCUGUGGGGAAGAGUGGAGAGUCCUGAGAGUCACCUGGAUACACCUGUGACCUGUGGGGAGCCUGAGGGU
Physella acuta is the source of this 4046-nucleotide messenger RNA. Its product is annotated as regulator of telomere elongation helicase 1. NCBI's taxonomy places the organism in Eukaryota, Metazoa, Mollusca, Gastropoda, Physidae. Gene Ontology annotation, biological process: telomeric loop disassembly; regulation of double-strand break repair via homologous recombination; DNA recombination. Gene Ontology annotation, molecular function: DNA helicase activity; DNA binding; DNA polymerase binding. Gene Ontology annotation, cellular component: nucleus. The record is from RefSeq and is a predicted model, not a curated record.